Molecule: messenger RNA, 2415 nt
Organism: Naegleria gruberi
Lineage: Eukaryota; Heterolobosea; Eutetramitea; Acrasida; Naegleriidae
Exons: 4
Coding region: 1-2415 (804 amino acids)
Source: RefSeq, a predicted model, not a curated record
AUGUGGGCUCUUUUUAUUUUAUCAUCUAUUGGAAAUUUAUAUAGUAUUGGAUAUAAUGGAGAUGGAGCUGCUGCAAGAGGUAUGAAAAAUGUUCAAGAUGUUGAAUUGGGUGAAUGUGAAAUCAAGUUGAAAGGUAAAAAAUGUCAAAAGCCAAAAUUUAUUAAGGUUCUUGGAUAUAAAAAUAAGGUAGCUGCACUUACUGAUAAUGGAAGAAUUUUUUUAUGUGGAGAAGAUGUUUUACCAUUUAUGGGUGAGAAAUCACGUCGUAAUGUUUACGCGUUUAAAGAAUUGGAAUUACCUUACUAUUUUACUGAUAUGGAUUUUGAUACUACUAAUGGUAUAACUGGAUUUAUUAGUGAUGAUAAUUGUGGAAUAAUAAUUGAAAGAGGAGGAAAUGUCAGGAAAAUAUUUGAAAAAGAUAUUCAAUUGAAGAAUUAUUCAAGAGAUGAUAGUGAAGAUGAGGAGGAUGAUGAAAAAGAUAUUGGAAACCAGGCAGAAGAAAAGAAACUAAUCAAAUAUUUACGUCAUGCUGACUGUGAUAUUUUAAUAUAUGAUAAUUAUUCUAUUGAUAUCAAAUAUAGAGGUGUAUAUUAUUCAUACAAAUUGUCAAGUCCUAUUUGUUAUCCUAAUAAUGGAUGUAUUUAUGAAUUGGCAUGUGACAGAUUGAAUGAACUACGUGAUUUCAGUAGAGAUGGACCUAAUCUACUUUAUUCUAUUUGUCCUGACACUUGGUUGACAUCUGCUGUUUCAAUUGUAUUUUUAUUGGUAUAUAUAAUAGUAUUAAUUGUGAGUGGAAUUGGAUUAUAUUUGAGAAGAAAUUCUCCACAUAUAAAGGCUAGAAAUAUAACUUACUUGUUCAUGACCAUUCUGUCAAAUUCUGGAUUUAUUAUUUUGACAUGUUUAAGGUUUAUUAUAGGAAGACGUAUUUAUCCUUGUAGUAUUUAUAUUUUAUCGUUUUUUAUUGUUCCACCUGGAAUAUUACUUCCAAGUGUGUUUAGAUUGUGGAGAUUGUUUUUUAUGCACAAGUUGAAUUUACAAAAAACUAAAAUGGAUUCGAAUAGAAAGGAAACUAAUCAUGAAAAUUUGAAAUCUUCAAUGAAAGUAGUUCCAAAUAAUUCAAAUAUGAAUUCUCCAAAAAGUCAAUUGUCAAAUGUUGAAAGCAUUUUCAAUAAUAAUCAAGAUUCGAAUGAUGCCACUUCAUCUGAUGGUGAUAAUUAUUCAUAUUGGAUUGAAAAUGAAUUGGAAAUGAAAAAGAAUGUCAAAAUUCAAAAGAUUUUCAACAUUUUACUGAGUCAGAAAUUUGUAAUUGCCACCUAUCUCACUUCAUUCAUUAUUCACAUUUUACUAUUCAUAUUUUUUGGAGCUGUUGAGGAGGGAAUUUACAAUCAAGAUCCAAUCAAAUCAAAUAAUCAAAGAAUUUUCAUGGGAGAUGGUGGUUUCUUUGUAUCCUCGAGAGGAUGUGUCAUUACCAAUGCCAUUACAAUUAUUGUAGCCAUUGAAUCAUUGUUUUAUAUUGUGGUGGAGAUUGUCUUUUUAGUGUUGUGUUUUAUCAUUCCUAGAGAUACGUGGUUUAUUAAGAGAGAGACAUUAUUAUUGACAUUAUUGCAAUUCUUUUCAAUUAUUUUAUUUGCCAUUUGUGGAUUUUUGGUACAGGUGACCAAGUUGACUGAUUUUUUUGUUCCAUUUGGGUUUACCUUAAUGGUUUAUUCAUUUACUGAGGUUGUGAUAUGUGUCUUGUUGCCAAUAUUAUAUUCUAUAGUAUUAUUGAAUCGCACGAAAAAGGAAAGAGUGGAAGAGUCUGAACUGGAACACUUUUUAAAAAGUAAGAAAACUUUUAAUAUUUUAUUGGAUUUUGCAAGAAGAAGUUACUGUCCUGAAUCUGUGUUAUGUUAUCAAGAUAUUGAAAGAUUUAAAUUGACAAGUAAGAAAAAUAGAAAGCAAGCUGCACUUCACAUUACUAAAACUUAUCUGAAACCAAAUUCACCUCUCGAAUUGAACUUUCCAAAACUUUCUCAAAUGUUUGAACAAAUAUCCAAAGCAAUUGAAACUACACCACUAUUGGAAACAAACUUUUUUGAUAAUAUUCAAUGGCAUUGUAUUGAGGAUAUGACAGAUGUAUUCGAAAGGUUGAAGAGUCAAAAUAAGGAAGUAAGAAAUAUUCUAAAGCAAUGGAAAGUUGCAUCCCUUAAUGAUUUAACCACUUCUCAACAAGUUACUCUUCAUAACAUUACAAGCAAUGAUACUAAUAAUAAUAAUAAUCAGGAAGAAUUGAAAGAUAUCAAAUUGGAAUCUAAUCACAAUUCGCCCAUUCAACAAGUUGAUGAGCAACAAUUAACUAAUUCUAUAGAGAAAUCAAAUGAAAAUAUUGAAGAAUCCAAAGAAAAGACUCAAAUUGAUAAUUUAGAUUAUUUGUGA